AUGGGCAGCAGAUCAUCGCUAGCCGUGGACGGCGUCUCCUACCUGGUCCAUCCGCAAUCACUCCUCAAGAUAGCAGAGUCCACAGGCCUUGAACCGAUUCCUGUCGUUCUCCUUUCCAUCGGCGACUCUAUACCCUCAGUGAACGACGUCUUGCAGCUCAUCAAUCGCUUUGCCGAAGUUGACGAUGUCUACUCGCCAUCAUUCUCCCGUACCGCUGUCAUUCGGUCCAGCAGUGAAAGAAGUUUCAUGGAGAUGCUCAAAAAGUUUGAAGUUUCUGGCCACUUCUCCGCCGUGUAUCAUGUGUCACCGAGCUCGUCACAGGAUUGCCUUCCGGCUGGUCCAUACUUUCUCUGUGAUGGUGAAAUUCAUCAAGCCUAUCGCUUGUACGAGGACACUCUGGACAGCUUUAUUUUCGGAGUCAUUCCAGAUGAUGUCUUGAACCCGAAAAGGUAUACUCCUCUGAAUCUGCUCAGCUCCAAUGGACUGUGGAAGAGCAUCCCCGUCCCGAGCCGCCUUUACAAUGUCCGAACCUCCACAACUCCUCUUGCUGGUGCGCGCAUGGGCAUCAAAGAUAUCUUCCGUCUUGAAGGAACUCAGACAACCAUGAUGAGUAGGCCGUGGAUUGAGCUUUACGACCCAGACGAACAGAGCGCCGACUACACCAAGAAACUCAUAAACCUGGGAGCAGUGAUCGUGGGCAAAACAAAGAUGACCUCUUUCGCAUCUCCCGAGGAACCAACAGACCAGUGGGUUGACUUCCAUUGCCCCGUCAAUCCUCGUGGAGAUGGCUACCAGAGCCCAUCGAGCAGCUCCUCGGGGGCUGCAACUUCUCUAGCGGGUUAUGAAUGGCUGGACUUCUGUAUCGCGGGAGACUCUGCUGGCAGUGUCAGGGCACCGGCGCCUUGCAACGGCUUGUUCUCCCUUCGACCUAGCUUCGGCUCUACAUCGAUGAAUGGAAUACCAGUCAACUCACCCGCCUUUGAUACAGUCGGCCAGUUUGGUCGAAGCUUGGAUGAUCUUCACUUCAUUGUGUCACACACCUUUGAGAACAUUCACCAGACUUUCUCCGAAUUCCCGACCAAGAUACUCAUUCCUAAAGAAUUCUACCCCUUGACCAACGCAGAGCAACAGGCUAUGACUGAGGAGUAUGUCAAAAUACUCGAAGACUUUCUGGGUGUCAAGAGAACCCCUUUCAGCUUUGUUGAGGAGUGGGAGAAGAAUCCUCCUAAGGCAGCUGGGGGUCUUCCAUUGCUGGAAUACACUGAAAAGAGCGCUUUUUGGUCGUUGUGCUACGACUACUAUCAUGGAUUCGACAGCUGCCGUGACGAAUAUAGCGCCAAGUUUGGCAAGAAACCCUUCGUCAGCUCAGUCGUGAGAUUCCGAUGGGAUGUUGGAAAAGAUGUUACCUUCCAGGAGUACGAGACAUACAUGAACCAACUGGAGGUUUUCAGAAACUGGUUCACUGAGAACGUCAUGGGUCCCGACCCUAAGACUCUCUCCAACGGCAUCCUCAUCAUGCCCUACGGAGAACCCCACCCAGAGUACCGCGAUGAGGCAAACCCACCUGCUGGGACCUUCCCUACUAUCGCAGAGAAGUUCAUCUCGCCUAUUCUACAUGCUCCCCAACUCGUGCUACCAUUUGCUCAAAUGCCGUACCUCUCAAAGAUCAGCGGAAGAUCAGAGAUGCGACCCAUUGCUAGCACUAUGAUAGGAGCCAAAGGAAGUGAUCUGAUGCUCAUCAAGCUUGCCACUGAGGCGUUCAAGAAGGCUGGCUGGCCUACAAGCAUCCAGACGGGUCGCUAUAUGUACCCUGUUGCUGAUAAUGCGAGGAAUGUUGGCUCAGUGCCUACUGACAGACUCCUGACGUUUGAGAUGAGACAAACCGUUUGGGAGACACUCGGAGCGUCUGGCGAUAAUAUCGACGACUAUGGUGAAAGCAACACUUCCGUGUGCAACGUCAUCUAG
Fusarium tjaetaba is the source of this 1965-nucleotide messenger RNA. Its product is annotated as amidase signature domain protein. The record is from RefSeq and is a predicted model, not a curated record. Lineage: Eukaryota; Fungi; Ascomycota; Sordariomycetes; Hypocreales; Nectriaceae. The transcript has 6 exons. The coding region runs from base 1 to 1965 and encodes 654 amino acids.